AUGGCGGUGGCAGCGGCGCCAGCGGCUGGUGCUGCUCAGCGGGACCGGACGCCUCCUGCAGCUGCGGGAGCCUGUGGUUCCCCGGGCAACCGCGGGCGGGGCCGGGGGCGGGGCCCACGGAGGCUGGGCGCCCGGCGGGAGGACCCGGGAUGGAAACCCUUCUGCUCCGCGUCUCAGCAAGUUGCAGGAAGGCUGUCUUCGGUCCCCAGCCUCAAAGGGUCAGAGUCGUGGGUGUGUCCAAAGGAAAGCUGGAUGGCACAGAGGUGGGGGCCCUCGGCUGAGAGAGGGGAGAGAGGUGAUGUUGGGGUGGAGAGUGAGUAGAGAGGCAGCCUGGAGAGACCGCUUCAGAUGGCUCGCAGCUGCCACUCGCGACCUCUUGGCGCAGAAUCUGUAAGACCGCAGCGGGACCGGCCUGACCUUAUUCUCACGGAGCUCCACCCGCGCCUACAAUACUUGUCCCUGUCCCCAGCAAUUCACAGCUCUCGCGCGCCACCAGCGAACCCAGCGGACUUCUCAAGGACCUGACCUUGUACGUCCAAGGCCGGGGCCCUUGUCCUUGGUGCUGAACAGGCAGUUUCCUCGCCUGGCCUUGCCCAGCUAGCCGCUCACAAGGACUGAAAGAGACUUGUGGUGGUGGAAAGUGGGAGAUCAGAGU
Mastomys coucha (southern multimammate mouse) is the source of this 655-nucleotide messenger RNA. RefSeq lists its product as uncharacterized. The transcript has a single exon. The record is from RefSeq and is a predicted model, not a curated record. Bases 1 to 321 code for a protein of 106 amino acids. Lineage: Eukaryota; Metazoa; Chordata; Mammalia; Rodentia; Muridae.